AUGUCCAACCGAGAAGAUUCCGUCUACCUUGCCAAGCUCGCUGAGCAAGCUGAGCGAUAUGAGGAAAUGGUCGAGAACAUGAAGCACGUCGCUUCUUCUGACCAAGAACUCACCGUCGAGGAGCGAAAUCUCCUUUCCGUCGCCUACAAGAAUGUCAUCGGUGCUCGACGUGCCUCUUGGCGAAUUGUUUCCUCCAUUGAACAAAAGGAGGAAUCCAAGGGUAACGAGGCUCAAGUUUCCAUGAUCAAGGCUUACAGAGAAAAGAUCGAGGCUGAGCUCGCCAAGAUCUGUGAGGACAUCCUCGAGGUUCUCGACAAACACCUUAUCCCUUCCGCUGCCUCUGGCGAGUCCAAAGUCUUCUACCACAAGAUGAUGGGAGACUACCACCGAUACCUCGCUGAGUUCGCCACCGGUGACAAGCGAAAAGACUCUGCCGAUAAGUCUCUCGAGGCUUACAAGGCUGCUUCCGACGUUGCCGUCACCGAGCUCCCCCCUACUCACCCCAUCAGACUUGGUUUGGCUCUUAACUUCUCUGUAUUCUACUACGAGAUCCUCAACAGUCCCGAUCGAGCAUGUCACCUCGCCAAACAAGCUUUCGAUGAUGCCAUCGCUGAGCUUGACACCCUCUCUGAGGAAUCCUACAAGGACUCUACCCUUAUCAUGCAACUUCUCCGAGACAACCUUACCUUGUGGACUUCAGACAUGACCGAGCCUACCGACAAAGACAAGGAUGCCGAGGAACCAAAGGAGGAAGCUGCCGCUCCUGCUGCCGCUUAA
Molecule: messenger RNA, 777 nt
Organism: Kwoniella shivajii
Lineage: Eukaryota; Fungi; Basidiomycota; Tremellomycetes; Tremellales; Cryptococcaceae
Product: protein BMH2
Exons: 6
Coding region: 1-777 (258 amino acids)
Biological process (GO): signal transduction; intracellular protein localization
Cellular component (GO): cytoplasm
Source: RefSeq, a predicted model, not a curated record